Messenger RNA from Phytophthora nicotianae INRA-310, 1373 nucleotides. RefSeq names its product calcium-translocating P-type ATPase, PMCA-type. Bases 1 to 1290 code for a protein of 429 amino acids. NCBI's taxonomy places the organism in Eukaryota, Oomycota, Peronosporomycetes, Peronosporales, Peronosporaceae. The record is from RefSeq and is a predicted model, not a curated record. Gene Ontology annotation, cellular component: membrane; intracellular membrane-bounded organelle. The transcript has a single exon. Gene Ontology annotation, molecular function: ATP binding; P-type calcium transporter activity; ATP hydrolysis activity.
AUGACUGGCGAGGCUGUGGAUUCCGCUUCACUCGAGAGUCUGGAACAGCAGCUCGUUUGUCUAGCGCUUGUAGCCAUCGCAGACCCGCUGCGUCCAGGAACGCGUGAGGCUGUAGCGUCGUGCCAGAAAGCAGGCAUCGUGGUUCGUAUGGUCACGGGUGACAGUGCACUAACUGCACGCUCCAUCGCACGUGAGUGUGGCAUCCUGGCUUCGGAGAAGGAAGAGAUGUACACUGUCAUGGAAGGACCGGACUUCAGAGCGCUCGUACUCGAUUCACACGGACAACUACGUCAAGAGAUCUUCGAUCAGGUGUGGCCGUCACUGCGUGUUCUUGCGCGUAGUUCGCCACAGGACAAGCACACGCUUGUAACUGGACUACGAGCGUCAAAGCUAAUGCCACAACUUGUUGCUGUGACGGGAGACGGCACGAACGACGCGCCGGCACUUCCGGCUGCACACGUGGGUUUUGCGAUGCGAAAGAGCGGCACAUCUGUGGCAAAGGAAGCGGCAGACAUCGUGCUCAUGGACGACGAUCUCGCCGGCGUAGUAAGCGCUGUUGUGUCUGGACGCGGCGUCUUCGACAGCAUCUCGCAGUUCUUGCAGUUCCAGAUCACAGUCAUCGCUGUGGCGUUGAGUGUGGCUUGUGUUGGAGCUGUGACUCUGCGUCAGUCUCCUAUUGCUGCUGUGCAGAUUCUGUGGGUGAACCUCUUCAUGGACGUGUUUGCGUCGCUUGUGCUCACGACAGACGAGCCCAAUGCAGCAAAACUACUCGAGCGUCAGCCGUACGCACGCAGUAAACCACUUAUAACGCCACGCAUGGCCAAACACAUCGCUGGUCAGACAGUUAUGCAGCUCACUCUGCUGCUCUUGCUCACAUUUCUCGGUGACAAGUGGUUCGACAUACCGUCGGGCCGUGCAUCGGUGACUAACGACGAUGACUCGGAGUCCACCCAACACUUGACCAUCGUGUUCAACACGUUCGUGUGGCUGCAGCUCUUCAACCAGCUCAACUGUCGCCAGGGCGUCACCGACACGCCAAAGCUUCGACUCACGGAGUUAUGCAAGAACAAACUGAGUAUCGCUGCGCUGUGCGUCCAGUGCGGCCUGCAAGGGGCUAUCGUGCAACUUGGAGGAGAACUCUUCCAUUGUGCCCCAUUGAGUGCUGCACAAUGGGGCGCCUGUAUUGGCAUGGGGGCCAUUGCUUUGCCGCUAGGCUGGGCGUUGCGCGCGGCCUCUAUCGAGGAAAAAGGAACCAGACUCUGGCGUCGGCUGCGUAAAUGCGAAGAAUAACUGUAACAGGGUCAAAUGUCGUAGUAAACACGAUAAUGCCAAUGAAGUUUCAGCCGCUACAAGUUGAAGUGGCUCACCCAAUC